AUGUCCAAUGCGCCAGCCCUCCGUGAUAAAGCCCUCCGCAUGUCCUACCGCAUAGGCCGCGGCGAGCAGGGCGUGCUGACGUUCGAGCCGUACAAAUCGAUGCUGCUGCCCCUCUGGCGCUUCCGCACUGUCGAGAUCGCCAAGAAGAGCUCUGCAGAUCUGUGGGAGCGGUUUGAGGAGUUUGGUAGGUUGGGGGAUUUCGUGGGGAUGGAUAUGACGAGGAAGUUUAUUCAGAUGGGCAUGACCCGCGCCAAACGCUACGCCAACCACGCUGGCGGGCGCAAGUACGACAAACGCAGCGGCAAAGAACUGCAGAAGAGCUCUAGUCAUGUAGACCACGACGCCAAGCUGGAAGCUUCUGAGAUCUUCAAGCAGGUCUGGCAGCGGUGCAAGGCGCACGAGCAGUACCAGAAACUCAAAGAAGAGUUCCUUAAGGAGCAGAAAGAGUGGGACAAGGAGCAUAAAAACUCCGUGGUGUCCGUCAAGAAGGAGGACAGGGACGGUGAUUGA
This is a messenger RNA of Coniosporium apollinis CBS 100218, 510 nucleotides long. RefSeq lists its product as uncharacterized. The transcript has 2 exons. Bases 1 to 510 code for a protein of 169 amino acids. Lineage: Eukaryota; Fungi; Ascomycota; Dothideomycetes. The record is from RefSeq and is a predicted model, not a curated record.